This is a messenger RNA of Stereum hirsutum FP-91666 SS1, 1785 nucleotides long. RefSeq lists its product as uncharacterized. The transcript has 2 exons. NCBI's taxonomy places the organism in Eukaryota, Fungi, Basidiomycota, Agaricomycetes, Russulales, Stereaceae. Bases 1 to 1785 code for a protein of 594 amino acids. The record is from RefSeq and is a predicted model, not a curated record.
AUGCGCCAUCAUGCGGCACAUAUGAGCAAUGCUGCACUUUUCCUCAACCGCUACCGGUCAUUCCUUCCUUCCGCGACCGACCAAGUUUUGCCUACGCGUUCGAGUCCGAGUCCGAGUCUACGUCUUCACUGUCGACGCGUCCAUCAUGCUCUCCUUGGUUUCUCGCGCGACAAAACAAUUGCGUCUUCUCGAGCUAAUCUUCAGAUUAAUGCUGCCUCCGACUCUGCUCCCGAAAUACCCAUUAGGACUGUAGCCAAAUUGAAGGAGAGCAUCCUCACUCCCGCGGAACAGACAAUCACCAAGAGCGAAGUGCUUCUCGCCACCCCUGUAUCAUCGGCACCCUCCACACGAUCCGCACCCUUCGUCUCAUCUACAACCCGCACCCAUGCUAAGGACUCCGCUAGUUCCUCCAACUCCGCACAAUCUAUCCCUCCCAUCCCUCAGCUUCUCAAAGCUCGAGGCUAUGUCGAUGCGGACAUUCUAUCGGAACGCGACCAAAACUCCGAGGAUCCAGGCCGGAUGCCUCACCCAGAUUCGCUCGAACGUCUGCCUCAUUUAUCCCAACUUCAGUCAGACGAUUUCUUCACUUUACAUCCCAUGACGACACCUCGCCAACCCAAACCGCCAAGUCUGCAUCGACAACUGCAGUCUUUAGUCGACCAAGACCCUACCCCUCCGCUGGAUUCUCUCAUCCGCUUCCAUGCAUCUUUCCCCGCACGCAAACAGUCAACUCGUUCCUAUAACCUACUCCUCCGUUUGGCCAUACGCAACGCGUCUUAUCGCACCGUAACGUAUCUCCUAGACACGAUGAGGGAGCUGGAUAUUCCGGGAGACGAGCAUACCUUGAAAUAUACAGUCAGAUUCUUGGUUCGGCAGGGCUUAUGGUCAGACGCCUUCGCGGUGGCCACAGGUAGGGGCAGUCGCAGCAUGGCCGACACCGCCUUUGGUCGUGGCGGCGUUCAUCCUAUCGCCUGGACGGAGUUGUUUGGAGGGGCUCAACGAGGCGCAGUGCGGCGGGGGUUUGAGGAGCUUGGUUCGCGGCCUGUGACACCGCGGACGCAUGGAAUAGGCUCGGAGCGAUUCCACCUAAACAUGCGACAACUUCCCAGACUGACGUUGACGAACCGCAGCGUUGACCGGCCGUCAAAGACGACAAUUUACCUCUUCGUUCAAUCACUUCUCCGCAUGGGAGAGCACCGGGCAGCGCUCGACAUUACGAUCCGGCUCCUUCGCGCCAAUCCAACCGUUUGGGGCAUGCGUUUCGUCCACCUCCAUAUUGCAUUGCUCGGCCGCAAGCCUAUGCCGAAGCCUGGAAUCCAAAGCUACAACGCCGCUCGUAGGGAUCUCGAUGCGAUGCUCUCCGCCUGCCCAUCGCUUCAACCGGACGCUACCACCCUCUUCAUUCUACUCGGCCACCUCAAAUCAACGGUGAACUGUGGUACCCUCGGACACAGGCUCCUCCUGCAGUUCGAGUCACGCUGGGGGAAAGAUGUCGUAAAUGCGAGCGUCCGGGCAAGGAUGCUCGCACUCGCGAGGAAGCAGGGUCGGCCUGACCUUAUUAGAACUUGUGUGGAGGCCAUACGGAGGAGUGGAGAUCUGAAGGGCUCGAUGCAUGUAGGGCUUGAACCGUCGCUGUCUCGAACGACAACCGCAACGAGGACAGAGAGCGCAGGCGGGCAUUUACGCUCAAUGUAUCUGCGAAAGGGUGCGGAGAGGACGCGGAGUUGGAAGCUGGUUGGCAGAGUUGGAAGGCGUAAGGCCAGUCACUCGGUGCCUACUUUGUAA